AACUUGAUAGUAUCGGUUGUUUUCCGGCUGGACGUUGAAACGAUCUGCGCGGCUAGCGGCGUUCGGACUGCUUUGGGGACUCGGCGCCCUUGAAUCGUCGGGAAAUGCCGCAUUAGGUAUCUCGUUGCGAGGAAAGAUCCGGUAGAAGACGACCCUAUCACGUACGUCUCCUGAGCUGCGGGCACGCUAAGAUUUUGCCUCACGGGAUUCUGGCGUGGAACAACUUUCGCUGCGAAUCCUGGUGGUCGAGGGGCGGACACUCGACUGCCUUCUCGUCGAAGCAUUAGAAGUUCAGGUUGGGGGUUCCGCAUGUGUUCCGCGUUCGAUUAUCUGGAGGUUGUUUACCUGAAAUGGCUGGACUUGCCGUGGCAUUGCUGGCCGGAGUCGACGACCGCGGAGCGGAAGGCUGGGCGCCAAAGACUUUCGAGAAGUUCCCUCCCCUCCCUCUGGAUGUGGUUGCCGGAGUGUUCCCACCACCACCUCUUGUCGCACUUCCAAGAACUGCACCCCGCCCUCGGCCUCUGGUCGGCACGCCGUCCCGAACCCAUGUCAUAGACCCUGGCGAAGUCCCUCGACCCCUUCCGGUCCCUCUGCCUGCUGUCGAUGCCACACGCCCUGCAAAAGCACUGCUCACCGACCCCUGCCCGGCUCCGACGCUCCCGAAAGCGGAGGUGGACGGCUUGGCCGGCGCUGUAGCCGAAAGUUGGGCGAAGACUGAGUUGUUCAUUGCAUCUUGUGGCGAGGAGACGGGUUGUUUGAAGGACCAGGCGAAGUCUCCGCUCCAAACCGCACUACACUGAGAAGCGAUCUUCAAAGAUGGCGUCUGUCGAAAGUGUGUCGAGUCUACAGUACGAGGGGUUGAAAGCAGGGUUGAAAGCA
Molecule: messenger RNA, 879 nt
Organism: Fimicolochytrium jonesii
Lineage: Eukaryota; Fungi; Chytridiomycota; Chytridiomycetes; Spizellomycetales; Powellomycetaceae
Exons: 1
Coding region: 351-800 (149 amino acids)
Source: RefSeq, a predicted model, not a curated record